UAGGCGUCUGUUUCAACUCCCAGCCUGACAGAAUUUUUUUUUUUUUUUUUUUUUUAUGUGUGUGUGUGUAACCACGCCUACACAGUGGCUGCCAAGGCUUACCCAUGAGUUAAACCUUCUUUAGUUGGUAAUGAGGAAGGCGUGGGCUCUAGCAGUGGACACCCGAAGGCAGCAGUGGGUGAAAACAAGCAAAAUAAAGAAAAGUUUGGCUGUGAGAAGGUGCUAGACAGCCAGCCAUAGUGACGAGGAGGCAGGAAGGUAGAUCACCACCACCACCACCACCACCAUCAAGAAUUGCUGUUCCAAAGGCCUGACUUGGGAGCAAUCCUGAAUCAUCAGUAGCAUCAAGCUGAAGCAGAAGCCCUAACACAAUAAAGAUGUUCUCUAGAAUUGCAGCAGCAAAAAGCAGCCUUCCAUUUGUCACAGCCUUACAUCACACACGAUCCAAAUUGUGCCCCCAGAUGUGGAGAACCUAUACAUCUCGCAAUAUAUUAAAACUUGAAGAAAGAGGAUUAUGGGCAGACUUCUUUCCUGAUUCCAAUGUCAACAAGCUUAUUCAAGAACUUACAAGAAAGCCCCAGACUAUAUAUAGUGGCUUUGAUCCCACUGCAGAUUCUCUCCAUGUUGGUAAUCUUCUGGUUAUAAUGGCUCUCCUACACUGUCAACGAGCUGGGCAUAAUGUAAUAGCCUUAGUAGGUGGAGCCACAGCCCAGAUUGGAGACCCAAGUGGUCGGAAGUCUGAGAGGCCUCAGCUCAGUGUAUCAGAAGUUCAAGCCAACUCACAAAAAAUUUUUGAAAAUCUAAAUAGAGUAUUCAGUAAUCACAAAGAGUAUUUUUGGGAGAAUGAAGAUGAUUCACCACUGCCUCCUAUGAGAACUGAAAAUAAUAUUGAUUGGUACAAAAAGCUAAGUCUGGUGGAGUUCUUAUGUGAGACUGGACGCCACAUAAGGGUAGGUGACAUGCUGUCCCGCACCAGUGUUGCAUCCCGCCUGCAGUCAUCUGAGGGAAUGAGCUUUACUGAAUUCUCUUAUCAGGUUCUGCAAGCACAUGAUUGGCUGUAUUUGUAUGACAAGUACAACUGCACAGUACAGAUUGGAGGAAGUGAUCAAAUGGGUAAUAUGCAUACUGGAUAUUGGCUUAUCAGCAAGCUGCGGAAUGUGACAGCAACUGGUCUGACAAUACCAAUCAUAACCAAUGAAAGUGGUGACAAAUUUGGCAAAUCUGCUGGUAACCCUAUAUGGUUGGAUAGCAGUAAGACUUCUACAUUUGACUUCUAUCAGUUCUUCAUGAGACUGAAGGACUCAGAGGUUGAAAAAUAUCUGAAGCUAUUGACAUUCUUGCCACUCAGUGAUAUAGAAAGUAUUAUGGAAAAACAUAAGAAGAAGCCAGAAAGCAGACAUGCACAAACAAAGUUGGCUGAAAAAAUUACUUUACUAGUCCAUGGAAAAAGUGGCUUAGAAUCUGCCAAACGCACAACUGAAGUGUUGUAUGGUGGACAACCAGAAGCUCUGGCUGAAAUGACCAAAGAUGAGCUAGAGGCUGUCUUCAAACUUGCAUCAUCAGCAAAACUGCUCUUGGAACCUGGAACCUCCAUUCUUGACAUGGCACUGAAAGCUGGCUGUUUCUUUGAUGAAAGACAUGGUCGGCGCAUAAUAGAGGCUGGAGGGUUCUAUGUGAAUCUGUCACGAGUAACUAGACCAGACCUAAUAAUCAUCCCAGAGGCACACAUAUUACCAAAUGGACUUUCAUUACUCAGAGUUGGUAAGAAAAACUACUAUAUAAUCAAGUGGACAAAGUCUCGGAGGCUGUUGAUCUUCACUGGAAUGUAUCUGACUGCAAGGAGGGAGGUGAGGGCACUUGAGUAGCUCCUCAUAAUGACCAUUACUGUCAGCAACCACAGCCCGAUCAUUGCCCGUGAUGCCAGAGUGUUUGGGAUACUCUGCAAGGCUGAUGAGUCAUUUGAUCAAUGCCUGAUGUGAGAAAUACUCAGCAUAUUAUUAGUAUAUGCAGAGAGAAUGAGCAUCUUUUGAUGAAAACCAAGCAUAUUAUAGGUUUUACACACCUCAAUGUAAGAACUCACUUUGCUGCAAGAGGAUAACCAGCUGAUCCCAGGAACAUCUAAGAGCCACCAUGAUAUUGGAAGUGAUGGGCAACCUUUCCCACUGAAGAACAAGUCUGGAGAGUGCAAGGGUGAUGCAAGCCAUGCAGAAAGUCAGCCACACCCCAAACCACACGAGGGGUUGUAGAGGGUUGAGGAAGCCCCAUGGAUUGAGUUGAGCAUGGCCUCUCUUCACCAGGAUCUUGUAAUAGUCAAUCAUUAUUGGAUAUGAAAAUUCAGCAGCCUUCGUCCGUUCCUCUGUCAUUCCAAAUGGACCCAGUGCCAAGUCUGCCUCCUGAAAUUUGAAGAAAUUAUGAUCUAAAACUAUAGUUAACAAGGAGUUGAUUGGUAAUGUUAUAUGAUGUCUGGCUUCUAGUCAUUAAGAAGAAACUGCAAUACACCAGCAAGGCUGAUGUGAUGAUUAUUGUGACAGCAUUAUUAAAAGAAAAAUAACAGGUUCAAGGCAUACUAAAAAAUUAGAACCAGUUAGAAAAUUAAAAAAGAAAAUUUGCUAGAGUGAACAAGGAUUGACAAACAAUAUAUGUAUAGAGAUGAACCAGCUAUAGAAUAGAUGAGAUGAAAGAAAUGAGUGGAAGUUUAUUUGCCACUGAAACUUUUUUUUUUCUUUUUUUCUUUU
Molecule: messenger RNA, 2735 nt
Organism: Scylla paramamosain (green mud crab)
Lineage: Eukaryota; Metazoa; Arthropoda; Malacostraca; Decapoda; Portunidae
Gene: TyrRS-m
Product: tyrosine--tRNA ligase, mitochondrial-like
Exons: 15
Coding region: 378-1865 (495 amino acids)
Biological process (GO): tyrosyl-tRNA aminoacylation
Cellular component (GO): cytosol; mitochondrion
Molecular function (GO): RNA binding; ATP binding; tyrosine-tRNA ligase activity
Source: RefSeq, a predicted model, not a curated record